Schistosoma bovis is the source of this 1325-nucleotide messenger RNA. The record is from the annotation of a GenBank genome assembly. Lineage: Eukaryota; Metazoa; Platyhelminthes; Trematoda; Strigeidida; Schistosomatidae.
ACUGCAAGGAUUAAUAUAGGUCGAUAGACCUAUCCUUAUUACUGAAGACUGUUGCCUUCAUUUCCAGCUGUCACAUUGCGCGCCUCAUCGCUACUAAAGCUACCUUCAAACAAGACUCAACCCACCAAAGGCAUGACGUACUUAUGUUCGUCGUGUAAGGCUGAUGUGUCUGUCUCAGAAAGAAUCAAUCAUGUCAGGAGCGACUGGCAUAUAUACAACCUAAAGCGUGUCGUUUCUGGUCUACUGCCAAUAUCUGAAGAUAUGUUUGUACAUAAAAAACAAUUGAUUGCUGCAGAAGCACCUGUGGCUAUAGAGAAAACGUAUUGUGACGCCUGCAAGAAAUCCUUCGCAAAUAACAAAUCUUUUACUGCCCAUUUGGUUUCGAAGCGCCAUAUACAUAACAGCCACUUGUUCAAAACGAAAACUACGCAGACAGUCGUCAGUUCUACUAAACCUUCAGCAGAAGACUGUUUGACAGAACCAUUACCACUGGGGUCAUGUUUGUUCUGUGACCGCUAUAUAUCACUGAAUUAUUUGCCAAAUGAGUCACUUGAUAGUGCCAAACAAAGUGAUUUAGCUAAACGUGUCCUAAAUCACAUGUUCGAUGUGCACAAAUUUAGUGUUCCAUUUCCAGAAAGAUUAACCGAUCCUGCCGGGUUGUUAAUUGAAUUAGGACGUAUUGUGGGGGAAGAACGCUGUUGCUUGGCUUGUGGUCGUCAGUUUUACGGUAGUUGUGUGGAAGGAUCAGACAAUGCUCGGAUCUCCCUGUCUGCCGUCCGCAGUCAUAUGUUGGACAAACCUGGCCACAAACAAGUAUGGUAUGGAGUAGAAGACCCAGUCCAAGUGGCAUUAUUGGUAGCUAAGGCAGAAGAAGAGUCAAAUGACGAUUGCGAGAUAAAUUACCCUAAAGCUGCUCUUGCAGGUGGUGAGCUGUUUAGUCAGUUUUACGAUCAGUCAGUCCUUGCACCAUCUUUCAUACUUUCAGAUGAUGAAGACGUUUAUGAAGUACGGUUACCAUCUGGUACUGUUCUAGGUCAUCGGAAGAUGAGAACAAUUUAUAAACAACACUUGGCUGCUACAGAUGGAGCUAAAUUAUUGAACCGUGAUAAUGGACAGAAGAGCGUUUCAAUACGACGUCCAGACUUCAAAGCCUUAAUACAGAAUAGAUCUAAUGCCGAUUCUGAGAGACGUUUAAACGAACAAAGAAAGUACUGGGAUUUAGUAACUGGUGUUCAAGGUAAUUUCCACAAUCGCCUUCAUCUUCGUCGACAGUACUAAAUAUUUGAGAACUUAAUAAAAUGUUAAAAAAUUUAUUUGUAUAAUCU